AUGGGUUUGCCUAAAUCACUAUACAAGAAACUACUCAUAGAUGUCCCGGCAAAGGGCGCCAACCUAAAUUGUAGGCAGUCAGCGACUAACGUUUCUCCGGUUGUGACAAAUUUCGAGAAAUGGUCUGGUAAGCGCAGAAAGAUUUACUUUAAAGAUGAAGAGGAAAUGAUGAUACAAAAUCAUUUAGAAAAUUUUAAUUUGAGAAACAACGUUUAUGGCAGAAUUUUAGCCUCCCCAAUGAGGGCAGAAAAAAUUUCAAAACUAAAGUCUUGCAGAGAGCUCCUCAUUCCAUUGAAAGUAGUAUCCACAGAUGAAAAAGACCACAUUGCUGAAAACAGCAAACUCAAACUAGUUCCUAUACUAGAGUAUUCCAGACCGUGCAAAAGUUCAUACAUAUUGAACUCAGCAUCAAUUGUGCGAGACAAUUUGGCAGCUGGAAAGUCUUGGUUUCCACUCUCAAUAUUGCAAAGCUCAACUCAAAAAAAGCUUGUUUUAGAUACCUCUACAUUCAUAUCAGAGUAUAGCAAUCAAUUGCUGGAACUUAUAAGAGCAAGACUUACAGAAGCAUCGAACGUUGAACCUUCUCCGAAGAACCGAGUUUUAGUUACCUACGACGAAACAAAUACAGCGCCAAUUGAGAUAGAACGAAUUGAAGAUGGUGAAUUGAGAGUUACGCAGUCCGUUUUCAACUUGAGCUGUCUCCAAGCGCCAGCAUUGGAAGCCACCAUGAAUAAAGAUGAAGCCAAUAAGGGGAUCUACUUGGACGCUGACCAUGACAAGGAUCUUAUCAAACAUCUCUACAGGAUUAUAUUGUUCUCGUUGAUGUAA
Saccharomyces kudriavzevii IFO 1802 is the source of this 828-nucleotide messenger RNA. It is a transcript of the gene RRG8, whose product is annotated as Rrg8p. Bases 1 to 828 code for a protein of 275 amino acids. The record is from RefSeq and is a predicted model, not a curated record. The transcript has a single exon. NCBI's taxonomy places the organism in Eukaryota, Fungi, Ascomycota, Saccharomycetes, Saccharomycetales, Saccharomycetaceae.